AAAUGUUCCUUAUUGGUAGUUAUUUUUGUUAGGUUAUUCAUAUUGUCGAAAAAUUUUUUUUUUCUAAAUUUUAGAUUACCUUAUAGGGAAAAUAUCACGAUUUUAUUAUUCUUCGUGUAACUUAAAGUGUACAACCAACACAAUAAUGUUUAUUUAAGUUUCAGUUAAAAUUUUUCAUUUUGAUCCGAAAAACACACGUUAAACUAAGUACUCCUUCAGUCAUAAAUUUGCUACUUCCUAUAUUUUCGGUUUGUCAAAAUAACUUACGGGUUAACACUAUGAUGUCAGAUUCAGCGUCCUCACCAUUUGACACGUCUUCUCCUUCUUCGUCAUCGUCUACCCUUGCUACGACUCCCAACCUUACACAUGAUUUAAGACGCUCGUCAUAUUUUUCAACAGCAUGCAAUAAUCCAUAUCCUACCAAGGCUACGGGUGUUUCACUUAGUUGCAGUUGUUUAGUAAAUGCAUCAGUGACAGUUGUUCCUAAUUAUGAUGAUGAUAAACAACCACCAAAUUACGUUUACGUAUUUGGUGGAUUUAAUUUAUAUACUGAUGAAGUUUAUAAUGAUUUAUAUAGGUUAAAUGUAUCUGAAAUGAAAUGGGAAGAUGUGAUUUAUUUAAAAGGUUCACGUCCUUCAAAGAGAACCAAUCACUCUGCUUCUUUGUGGAAUCAAGACAAAAUAAUAAUUUUUGGUGGGACAGAUGAACAGGAUCAAAAUUGUAACGAUGUAGUUAUUUUGGAUUUGAAAACUAUGACUUGGAAACGCCCUGAAGUAGAUGGACAUGUUCCGUUAGGACGUGCAAGGCAUUCAGCUUCCAUAUAUAAUGAUAAACUUUAUAUAGUUGGAGGGUAUUAUACAAAUAGCGAAGAGGAAAGGAAUUCAGUGUCACCUGAUGUUAAUUGUUUAAAUUUGCAAACAUGGACAUGGGAAGAACCAAUUACAUUGAUUCCAAGACAUUCGCACGAUUCGUUUAUUUAUCAGAAUCGCCUUUAUGUAUAUGGAGGUUAUAAUGAGGAAAUGGAUAGGGAAAAAUCACUUGUUAUUCUAGAUCUUCAAACUCAACAAGUUUCAAAGAUAGAGAUUACGAGUGAUUCAGGACCUGAGAUGAACGGUCAACAUUUUGCUCAAAUAUAUUGGAAUCGAUUAGUCGUAGUUGUGACACAGAGUUUGAAAGUUGAAACGCAAGAAGGUUCAAUUGGAGUUUGGGCUUUAGAUUUGGAUUCCUUUCAAUGGCAUCAAAUUGAAGAUGGGGAUCGUUUUGUACAAGGAAAUUGGCAUUAUUUCGCUAUGGCGGAAAAUUGCCCAAGAUUUUUCUUAUUUGGAAUUGAUGAAAAAGAAUCUGAUGAGUAUUUUUCAAAUGUCCUUUCAAUCGAUCUUCAAGAAUAUGGAAUGUCAAAAAUCCCACCCCCAACGAUUGGGUUGGAUUUUGCACAAUUACUGAAUGAUUCCACCACUUCGGACUUUAUCAUUAAAUCUAAUGAAGAUGGUCCUAUCAUUCAUGUUCAUCGAAUUAUCCUACUUGCUAGGUGGCCUCAUUUCGGCAAUAUGAUUAAUUCAGGAAUGACGGAAUCAUUUAAUUCAACUUUAACAAUUCCGGAGCCUUAUGCAAUAGUUCAGGCUUUCGUUUAUUACCUUUAUACAGAUAUUAUCGAACGACAACUUCCAAUUUAUACGGUUGCGGACCUUAUGAUAUUGGGUAAUAUGUAUCUUAUUCCGCGUUUGACAUCACUUUGUUGUGCUCGUCUACAAGAGAAUAUUAGUAUAGAGAAUGUUGCUAAAAUUUAUCAUUGUGCUUCAGUUGCUGGGGCUCAUGCGUUAAAGAAAAGAUCCAUGAGAUAUAUUAACACUAAUUUCGGUCCAGUUUCCAAAACGCAAGGCUUCAGGUCAUUACCAAAAGAGAUUUUGUUUGAUUUCUUGGAUAGUUUACCAGAAAAGGCUAAAAUUAGCGUUGAAUAAGACUAGAAAUAACCCGGUAAGUUUAUUUUAUUAUUAAAAUCGUACAAUAAAAAAAAUUUCAUUUUUAAUAUUUAAUAUUAAAUAGUUUUUUAAAACAAAAAAAAACAAAGAGAUGACGAUUUUAUAAAGAGACUUUAUAUUAGGAAUUAAGGUUCUAAUACUCAAUUUUUUAUUGCGGAUGAAUGGGAUCAUAAUAAUAGAAAACUAUAUAAGAAAUAAUAGAAUUUAGUUUUGCUGGUUUUUUUCGGCCAGGUAUGUUCAUAGUUGUAAAUCUUUUUCACGUCCUAGAGUUUCUUUCUUUGGUAGUGAAUAUUUUUUCCAUAGAUUAAAUCAUUCUUAAAAAAAUAUAAACGGGUUUUUUCUUUCUUUGUAUAAAAUUAUUAAACGAAUAAAAAAAAAUAUACAUAUAUAUGAUAAACGAAAAAUCUGCAAAUACAUGUAAAUUUUAACUAAUAACAAUGUAUU
Rhizophagus irregularis DAOM 181602=DAOM 197198 is the source of this 2423-nucleotide messenger RNA. NCBI's taxonomy places the organism in Eukaryota, Fungi, Glomeromycota, Glomeromycetes, Glomerales, Glomeraceae. The record is from RefSeq and is a predicted model, not a curated record.